Molecule: messenger RNA, 753 nt
Organism: Penicillium diatomitis
Lineage: Eukaryota; Fungi; Ascomycota; Eurotiomycetes; Eurotiales; Aspergillaceae
Product: mago nashi family protein
Exons: 8
Coding region: 1-753 (250 amino acids)
Biological process (GO): RNA splicing
Cellular component (GO): exon-exon junction complex; nucleus
Source: RefSeq, a predicted model, not a curated record
AUGGGCGUGUUCGUUGGAGAUGCGCAAAUGGGAGGGGGAGGGAAACGGAAGUGGGAGCAUCAACCUGUCCCUUUGGACCCCCAGGUCCGCUCCCGACUCUCUGUGGGAAUCCGCCUCGAACUUGUUCUUGACGGCAGUUGUGAGAACCACGGCAUAGCUCAGCUCGAGAUGUCGACGAACGAUACAUUUUACCUUCGUUACUACUCAGGUCACUCUGGGCGCUUCGGUCACGAGUUUCUUGAAUUUGACUUCCGAACUAUUGCCGACGGUACCAGUGCUGCAGUACGAUAUGCGAAUAACUCCAACUACCGCAAUGAUUCCCUCAUCCGCAAAGAGAUGUGUGUGAGCUCGGCUAUAAUUGAGGAGAUCAAGCACAUCAUCAAGCAAAGUGAAGUUCUCAAGGAGGACGACUCUAAAUGGCCUAAGAAGAACAAGGAUGGCCGUCAAGAACUGGAAAUUCGACUGGGUGGUGAACACAUUUCCUUUGAGACUGCGAAGAUCGGCUCUUUGGUCGAUGUAGCCGAAUCGGACGACCCAGAGGGACUUCGGGUCUUCUAUUAUCUGGUGCAGGAUCUGAAGGCACUUGUCUUCUCAUUGAUUUCUCUCCACUUUAAGCAGGAGAAUUAUGGCGGUGAGAUGCGACGUCGUCUCAGGAUCCAAGUCAGCAUGCCGGCGUUGACAGAGAUGUUGAUGCAUUAUGUACGUGCUGUGUACAUGGAGCCGAUAGUGAUGGAAAAGGCUCUCGUGACGUGA